AUGAAGAUCACCACGGCCACCACAGCCCUAGCCGCAACUGCCGGCGUCCUGCUCGGCACGGAUGGCGCGGCGGCCGCAAACGCGCGCUUCUGCAGCUCGCAGUCGGACAUCUGCUACAGCGAGUUCAACGCGGAAGGCCUCAAGAACAUGAACGUCGUCUACCGCAUCGCCACGCCGCAGGCCGCCCAGGCCGCGCCCUACGACAUCACCUUCCAGAUCGUGGCCUCGCGCAACAUGGGCUGGGCGGCGCUGUCCUGGGGCGGCACCAUGGUCGGCCACCCCCUGACCGUCGCCUGGCCCAACGGCAACUCGGUGACGGUCACUUCGCGCAUGGCCAAGUGGGUUCUUGCUUUUCUCUCGCCGGCGAUUGGCCACACCUACCCCAACGUCUACAGCGGCGCCACCUACACGAUACUGCCCGACACGGGCGUCAACGGCACGCACUGGACGCUCAGUGCCAUCUGCCACGGCUGCAGCCAGUGGAGCACGGGCAGCAAGAAGUCCAUCUCGCCGUACAGCACGAGCGUCCAGCUGGCCUAUGCCAUGAACAGCAACCAAGGCGUCGUAACCACACCCUCCAACCCAGCCUCGCAGUUCACCUACCACGAUGUCUUCAACUACUUUAGGAUCGACUACAAUGCUGCCCGUGACCCUAAUGUCGAAGUGUCGAGCUGA
Molecule: messenger RNA, 675 nt
Organism: Thyridium curvatum
Lineage: Eukaryota; Fungi; Ascomycota; Sordariomycetes; Thyridiales; Thyridiaceae
Exons: 2
Coding region: 1-675 (224 amino acids)
Source: RefSeq, a predicted model, not a curated record